GCCGCCACUUGUUUCUCGGCUAGCCCGAGCUCGCCGCCGCUCCAGUCAGUCUCCGCUGUGCGGGUCAGCGUGCGGACGGCCAGGGCUGCAGUGCCCCUCGGGAAUGUGAUUGACCCGUGCCGAGGAAGCUUGGCGGCUUGGCUGUGCGUCUUCCACACCUCUCCCUUUCCUCUUCUCCCUUUCCUUUAAAAAGGAAAGAAAGAAAGAAAAGAAAACCCCGCAAGUUCCAUCAGACACACUCCAGAGGCUCCCCUUAACCGUGCAGCUUCUUUGCGAGGCAGCGGCAGCGGCCCCAGUAGCAGUCGCCGGGAGCUGCUCCGGGUAGCGUGCCGGUCCGGCGGAGCCCCUAAGCCCCAGCCGCCGCUGCUGCCCCCCGUAGGUUGUGACUCCGGAGCCCUUGCCCCGAUCCGAGGCUUAGUGCGGACCGCGCCAGCCGUCUUCUACCAUCUACAGUACAACCACUGUCUCCUCCUGCGCUCCUGCUCCAGCUUCUGCUCCGAUACAGCCUGGCUGGGCUGAGGCCAGGCUCCGCAAUCCCCGCUGCCACCCUCGAGCCUAGGCUGGGGCCGCUGCUGCAGCCAAAAGCUGCUGGAUCCCAAUGAUCUUGAGAUGCAGCUCUUGAGAAUGGCAUACAACAACUGAGAUGAUGCCUUCCUUCUAUUACAGAUGAAUACAAUGUGAGCUUUGGCAAAGAGACUUCCAGCACACUUGAAUGAUUGGAUUCUAUCAAAGGAAGAAUUGCAUGAAUCAGCUUCCAAAACAAUACUGUUGGCAGAAAGAUUUAUCAUUUCUGCUGCUGAUGUCUGAAUGUUUGGAAGACUAAUCACUCAACCCUGCUGGUACCAGUUCCUGAGACCAUCAUGGGACCUGAAGGUAGCCUUCUGCAUGGUGGACAGGUGCACAUCAUCAUCUGGGGGAGUUUGGCAGCUGUUGCAACUUUCCUACUCAUUACCUUCCUCAUCUUUCUGUGUUCCAGUUGUGAAAGAGAAAAGAAGCCAAAACAACAAAAUGGUGACCAUGAGAACCUGAUGAAUGUGCCUUCAGAUAAGGAGAUGUUCAGCCAUUCAGUUACUAGUCUGGGUACUGAACUUCCUGCCAGCAGUGAACAAAAUGGGGGCCUUACCAAUGGAGACAUUCUUUCAGAAGACAGUACUAUGACAUGCAUGCAACAUUAUGAAGAAGUACAAACUUCUAUUUCUGACCUGUUGGAAUCUCAGGAUAGUACAGGAAAGUCAGCGAAAUGUCAUCAAAGUCGGGAAUUACCUAGAAUUCCUCCUAAUGAUACCUUGGAUACUAUUCUUACCACAAGCAAUGUGGAGAGUGACCAGGGUCUUGGAAUGGAAGGACCAUAUGAAGUUCUCAAAGAUAGUUCCUCCCAAGAAAACAUGGUGGAAGAUUGUCUGUAUGAAACUGUGAAAGAAAUAAAAGAAGUAGGGACAUCAGCCAACCUUGAAAAGGGCCAAAAUGGAAGACCAAAUUCGGUAACUGCUUUUAAAGAGAUUCAGGGUCCUCAGGUCUUGAAUAAAAUUGAGUCUGCAGAAUAUGCCUCUGUGGACCGAAAUAAAAAAAGUCGACACAGUGUCAAUGCAGAGAGUAUUCUUGGAAAUUCCGUGGAUGUAGAGGAAGAAGCCCCACCACCUGUCCCUGUAAAACUCCUUGAUGAGAAUGAAAAUGUACAGGAUAAAGUAGAUGGGGAGACAGUAAAUAAAGGGGCCACAGAGAGCACUGGCCAAAUCAACAAGAGACUUAGUUCGCUGUCUUACAAGUCUCGAGAGGAAGACCCGACUCUUACAGAAGAGGAGAUUUCUGCAAUGUACUCAUCUAUAAGUAAGCCAGGACAGACUCUGAAAGUGCCAGAAUCCACUUACUCCUGUAUUCAAGAGGUAGCUCCAAAGAGAUCACCGUCGUCUGGUAAUGAUCUCUACGCUACAGUACGGGACUUCGAGAAAAACCCAAACAUCUUGCCUCCCCCCGGAGUCCAUUCAAAUGGGGAGCCAGAGCCUGACUAUGAAGCGAUACAGUCAUUAAACAAGGAUGAAGAAAAGACCGUGUCAAUGGCCAAUGGUAACCACAUCACUUUUCCAAAAGAAAAUGACUAUGAGAGUAUUGGGGACUUACAACAGAGCAAAGAUAUCACCAGACUUUAAUGCGAAGACAAAAUUUUUUUUAACAUUAUACUAUCAGCAGUUUGGAAAUGUGUCUCUAUUUGAAGAAAAACAAAAAGUCAUAAUAAAUCACAAAAUAUGCAUUGCUUUAGAGAACUGAAAACAAUGGAGGGGCAGUGACCAUUUUCCAACUUUCUCAAGCAAUAAGGUACACACAGAUAUGCAUUCACACAUAUAUAAUAAAAAUAAACAAACGUUUCAUCCUCCUCCCUAAAAUGGUUCAUUUCCUCUUGCAGUGAAGAUAAAAAUGUUGGCGGUUCCCAAGGAUGUCCAAUAUAUUUUAAAUGAACCAUAUUCACUAUAAUGUAUAGCACUUGCCUAAAAUACUGCCUUUCAGAAGAGCCAGUUGUUCAUUGUUUUUGCUACCUGCUGAAAAAUUUUAAAUGUGUGGCUGUUUUUCUUCUCACCUUCAAACUGAACAACUCAUCCCAAGGAUUUUCUCCCCUAAAGUUCAGGAUUUUUACUCCAGCUUAGACCUAUUUGAACUACGGCUAAUGUGUUUGCCAUCCCAAUCUUCAGUGCUCUUCAGGGAGUUGCUUAUUCAGCAGCUGGGGAUUCAAACUCCAGCACGCAAAUAGGAGAUUUUCUGUGAGUCUCUUCAGAGUUUUGUCACUUCCUAUGUUGGCACUCUACUAGUGGCUUACAACAAAAGUACUUGAAUUCAGUUUUAGAUGCUUUAUUUUAUUUUUCUAGUCAAAAACUUUUUUCGGUAUUUUAAGAAGAUUCAGAAUUUUUUCAGUGUUUUAAGAAUGUUAUGGUACUUAAAGAAUUCUUUUUAAUUAGCCGGGAACUCAUUAUUUCAAACAGAGAGCCUUAAUCUUUAUGUUUGGACACAGACCACAUAUUUGGACAGUGGCCACACUGUCUGGCUCUGAAGGGCUGGGAACACAAAUGUGUGUUUCAAAGUACCUUUUCUGUCCAUAUUAUAAGAGUAUUGACUGGCUUGAGUAAGUCAUUCUCAGAAAUUAAUCUAGAUUCAAUAGAGCAUUUGUAAGCAUUUAUUUUUAGUAUGUAAAUAUCUAAAGCAUUUUGGUUUGUGCCUAGCCCCUAAAGAAUAUCAGAAAUUAUGUAAAUGAACUAUUUCCAUCUUACAAGUCAUUUAUAAUCUUCAAAAAGAACAAAAAACUCAGAAAACAUCUAGGCUAGUUAAUUACAGGUAGUUUUUUUUUUUUUUUAAACCUUACUCCAACCACAUAUGUAAGAGUUGAGAGUUUUAAAGAUUCAGGUUUAAAAUGGUACAUUGAGCUGCUGGUCAGAAUCACCUUAGUAAAUAAAUAAUUAAAUAAUUGUAUUUUGCUCAUCGGUACUAAUAUUUUGAGGUACAAAAUUGUAGAAAUACUUGGUUGAAACAGUUGCACAGAAGACAAGGAAUCUUCCUACCAAUUGUCACUAUUCCCAGUAAGUGCUUAUUUGUUAUUUCUUUCAGGUUAUUAUAGUUCAAUGAUUAUGCUGCCUAACUAACAGAUUUUGAUGAGCAACUAGGCAUUUCCUACUUUUUAUGUUAACUUGAAGCCAGUUGUCACAAUUUAAGGAAGAACCCGUUCUGCUCCAAGCUGGUCUUACAUGUACCCACUCAGAUCUUACAAAAUGACCAUUCAAAGAUUUCCUUUCCUAAUUCAAGAAGAAAUCUCAUUAUUGGUAUCAUUGUGAAGGAUGAUUUACAGUCAUUGGAAAACCACAGGUUCUUCUGACCACUAGAAAAGGAGGAAAUUAUUCUGUAUUGUUAUUAAUAAUUGUCACCCUUUUGGUUUCAUAAUGUGUGCUAUUUUCCCCCUCUCUGUAACAAUGAAAGUUAUCGGGAGGCUAAUACUGCUUGAAAAAAUAUAUAGUUUCAUAGAUGUGCUUUCCAGCAAGUGGAAUCAUUUCUUUGAUUUCAUGACUGUUCUAUACAUUUAGUUAAAUUUACAAUUCUGAAAUAAGACUUAUUUCUAGGGGAAUUAGCUGAUUAGCUAAUCAAGCAUAGGGUUUAUAUCUUCAGAAACCAGAUCUCCUGCUAAGACAUUAGGAGUACAACAAUAGACUUAGCAAGAGAGUAAACUAGUCCAAAUUACAUUUCCAUAGUACAGGAUAAAUGGCAGCAUUCCUAGAGAGCCAAUGCUGUGGAGUAAUUGAAAAUAUCUUUACUGUAUCCAAAUAUCUGUGACCACAAGUCAUGACUUAAGCACUUCAUAGUUAAUGAAUUAGGAACUUUAAAAGGCCCAUCAGUUCUUGUAUAGGGUAUAGGGUCUUCAUUCAAUAUAUGUUAAUAGUAAUUGUCACAUAUUCCUGGCCAGCUAGGCAGUUCCAUAAAUAAUGGACUUAAUUAUCACCUCUUGGCCUCAAGAAGUUAUUAUUCAUCUCUAAAUGCAUCUCUUAACAACAGGAAGAGUAAUUUUGGUACUGAACCUGACAAAACUUUUAGAGAGAAACCCUCUUUUUUGCAUUUUUUUCCCCUUUAAUAGCUUUUAAAUAUAGAUUCUGUGUAUCAGAUCGGUAAGAUAUGCAUUAAACAUCUCUUGAUUUUGAGGACCCCUGACAGAGGGAGAUGUAAGGUCUGUCAGUUAAUUAACAGGUUGUAGAAGAAGAUUCAGAGAACCUGAUUAAAAGCAACACACACACACUCCCACCCCACCCCCCCCACACACAUACACAGACACACACUCUAAAAGAUUGGAUAAUAGCACAAUGAUUUCUAUUGAGGACAGGAUAUAAAGAGGAGUUUGGCUGGAUAUUAGACCCAAUUGUUGUUUGCCUUUAUUGUUCCCUUUUGGACAUUAAACAACAAAUAAAAUAUUCAUACCAUUUUUCAUACUUCUACCAUAGUUGGAUGAAAAUCUGGAAAAACUGAUCACUUCUACCAAAUCCAACAUUAUUAAAAUUCAAAUAUACAUGAAGAAUCCCUUUUGCAAAUCAGUUGUUAUUUCUUUUUAUGAAUUAUAUUAGAGUUCUUUAGAUAUAUGAGAGAUCUGUCCAAUUCUUCUGUAUAUCAGAAUUACAACCUCACCUGGAAAUGAGCCAGUGAUAUUCUUCUGUUGUUGUUAUUGUUUAAACUGGAUUUAUUUUAAAAUUCCAAUUUAACUUUUUAUUCCCAUUAUAUUUUUUGAAUAGAAAUUUUAUCAUAAAAUGAGUUUAAAGAAUUUCUAGGAACAAAUUACAGUCUAGAGAAAAAAAAUAGCAAUUUCCCCAAAAAAUAAUCUAAUGUUUAUUCUUGCAUCUCCUAUCCUAAUGUAAAUUAUGUCAAUAGUUCUUUUAAAACAUUUGAAAAUAUAACUUUUCCUUAGGUGAAAGGUGAUGAUCACUAUUUUAACUGCCUUGUCACAAAAAUCCAAGGAACUAUGUUUAAUUAGGUGCUAAAAUUAAUGGCUGAUUGUCAACACAAAGCAAUAUUGUCAUUUUACUUUAAUAUGGGACAGCAUCUAUUUAUUCUAGAGAACAUGUUUUCUUAAUUUUUCUAAUUCUGUCUAUUUAUUCUUUUUUUCAACUGGUAUUUUACAAAGUGAAAGCACCAAGCACCUGGUUAUCACUUACACAUAUCCCUGGCACUCACUGAAUGAGAAGCAGUCGGUAAUGUGCCAUCUGAAUGUUCAUCUGAGAGAUUAGCUGAACUGUUGUCAGAGAAGCAAGACUGUAACAUAUUCUCUAACAUAUGGUGAUUUAAAGGAAAAACUUUCUUAAGGAAUUCUGACUCCUUAAACUUUUCUUAUAUGAAAACAUUCUAAUUCUUCAAUAUCACCUACAUUUUCUUAAUUUUCCCUGCUACAGUAUAAUCCCCAUUGAGAAGUUUUAACUGCUAGUUUACAAAAGUUUUUUUUUCCUUUUUGUGUCAUUGAGAGAAUGACAAUGAAAAUGUAAAUAGAUAUACUCCUCAGAUAUGUGUACAGUAGGAGAUUUGGCCUAUAGCUUUAAAAAAGGAGGGGGAAAAAAGGUAAAUGUGAGAAAUGACAAUGGAGCCAAUGCAUGGUGACUCCCCAAGACAGCAACAGCCAAUGAAAACAUAGUAGUUAUCUUAUUCCAUUCUUUUUAGUUAUUUCUGUGGUUCUAGGCAUGGAAUCAGCAGGCAGUAAAGUAAUGUGUUUUUUUUUUUUUCAAAAGGAUGUACUCCACAGAUUUCAGCAUGGCUGUAAUUUCAAGACUUGUGCAAUUCUAAAAGUCAUUCACAUCAAGACUGAGAUGCAGUUUUGUAAAUGAGUAAAUGCCAAGAUUUCCUUUCAGUGUUCCUUGUAAUAGUCAGUCUCACUCAGUGUGGUAUAGUGAUAAUGUUCUCAAAGUGUUGAUUUGUGCUGCUCUACCAGAUUAGCAUUGGCUGCUGAGAGCCCAGUAGGUACUGAUGGUUAUUUCCUGGAUUUCUUGACAAGUUUAUUGUACAAUGCUUUGGGGGAAUUGGGGGGUGUAGGGUUAAAAUAAUGUUCAGUGUUAAGUGACUUAUGUGAAAAUAGGAACACGUCUAUAAAUAUAGUAUGGCCUUUAUUUACAGUGAAACCCUAAUUUUGCUGUAAUAUCUUCUUGUUUUGUACUGUAACUUUCUGUAAAUGCUUUAAACCUCACUGUGCCAUUAGAUGGUUUGAACAAAAUCUUCCCAAUAGAAUAACCCAAAGUGCUGAGAUUAGAAUGCUGAGAAAGCUGUCCAGAAAAACAUGAUAAACUCAAGUUAACCAGUCAGUAUUAACAGAAUACUAAAGGGAAAAAAAGAACUAGGAGAAGAAUAUUCACAUUCUAUAAAUGUGCAAAUGAACUUUCAUUAUCCCUGCCCUUCAUUUUAUCCAGGCACAGAGAUUUGUAAAGUGCUUGAUGACUUUUCCUAGUAUUUUUUUUUUUAACCAGUCUCCCAGAUCCCUUCAAAAUCUCACAGGAAAAGAGAUUUACAAUCGUGUAGUACUUCUCAGUUAUCAGCCAAUUUGGUUCUAUCUUCUCUUAGUACAAUUAGAUUAGAUUUUGCUUGCCAGUAUACUGCUUGUGCACCAUGGGUAUUUGUCAAAGAUGUAUUAUGCUCUAGUUGUCUCAUCACACAGUGUAAUGUGUUCAAAAGGCUGGUAAUUACCAUUCCUCAGACUCCCGUGUUUCAAAUCUACAGAAAUAAAAUGCUUCUAUGUCACCUUUUAAAUGAUUGUGUAGGUUUUACACAUUUUAUGUUUCUGUGGGCCAGAAGUAGAACAAAACAUAGUGAUAGAGACAGAUAUACAAAGAAGAAUGUUUCUAGUCUGUGUUCUUUAUUCAUGCAUUUUUCUUCAUCAGAGUUGACCAUUAGAAAGUUAUGUUUUUUUCUUCUAUAUGAUUCAUACUUAUUUUUAAUGGCUUCCCUUGAACAAAAAUAAUUUGAGGUGCUUAUGUGGUUCUUUCCUGAAUAUCUAAAAAAGUAUUUAUAAUGUCAAAAUUAUGAAAUGCUUAAAAUAGUACAAAAAUAUAACUAAUAGCACAGCUGAAUUUUGUGGUGGGAGAUGCCUAUAUCUGCUCCAGUGCUUUUAUUAUUCUUUUUGGUCCAAUUUCCUUUACAGUAGCAGCCCUCUUUACAAUCACUCUUUUCAAUCCUUCUUUCAUAAUUAGGACUCACCUACUACAGCUCCACUCAAAAGUUUUCAGCACUAGUCCCAGUGCCAAAAUGUAAGGUAUUCACAAGCUAAUGGUGAAAUAUUCCUUAGAGAACCAAGAAGAGUAAAGCACCCCUAUAGCACUUGUUUCACUGAACCAUAUGUGUGCCAUUUAAAAUGAUGAUAGCACUGGCCUUUCAUCAGUAUAAUGAAUUUUGAGUUGCUUUUCCAAUAUCAUUCAGCCAUUCAGGGUUCUUUACCUACUCUCUCUUAUGGGAGAUUGGUUGUCUAUGGCUUUGGAAAAGAAUUGUUCUGGGAAUAGUUAUGCUUCCACCUAAAUACUUAAAAAAUGCUUAUUGAGUGACCAGUCUUUGAGAGAUCAAACCCACAAUCUUUACUUCAUUGGCACUAUGACCUAACACUAGCACUACAUCAGGAAACCCUUUUUGCUCUGCAAAAGUUCCAUGAGAGUCUGUCUUAUUGACUGCUCUGUGGAAGAUAAAAUUCUUGUUAAUAGUAUAUUUGAACAACAGAAUGGUGUCUAACAUUAGCUCUCAAAACUUGGUUUAUAUUGUCAUCUAGUUCCCUCCCAGGUCUGGCAAUUUCUGAUCUUAAACUUCAAGGCAAAUAUAUCCAGAAGCACACUAACUUUAGCAUUGUAAACAUGAUCCUUUUGUUCCUUUAGUUAUUCACAUGGGUUUACCAGGAGGAGAAUACCUUCUCAAAAAAAAAAAAAAAAAAAAAAAAAAAAGUAAUUUACAGAGCUGCUGUAUUUAUAAUUAAUUGGGAUUUAUCCUCUUUUCUCUGUACCCACCUGUGCCCAAAUGGCUUGAAAUUGUUAAUGUGUCUAACCAGGGAAUGAGUGAAGAAUUGGAGAGAAGUUGGCUGAUUAUGUGCAAGCUAUCUGACAUUGAGAAUCCAAUUCUACUCACUUCUAAUUAGUGAUUCAAAUGUUUCAAUAAUAUAAUAGUUAUGAUUGCAAUUUUCAAUAUGUACAAUAUUAGUUUGUAUUUAAUUGUUUUGCCUUUUCUAUACCAUAAUAACUGAUCACAAUUCAUAAUUCAUCUUGAGGAUAUAAACAUUAUUAAGCCCCUACUACAUACAUGAAAGAUUGUCAAAUGUAAAAAGAAAGUUCAGAUUGAAAAAAAGUGUUCUGAUUUAUUACAUUACAUCCAUUUCCUUAAAAAAAAAAACUCACCUAUAUGAUAAUUAUAUAAUCUAAUAUACUCUAAAGGAUAAUUAAAGCUCAAAGGAAGAAACUUUUUGACCCCUGUAGAAUGCAAAUUAAAACUUUGUGGGAGUGCUACCUAUCUUAAUGAUUUGCUUUUCUUUCAUUAACUUCCCACUGUCAUACACACAUCCCCCCACCCUCAUAGAUUACAGAUCUGAAUCUAUCUAAAAAUAGUAUCUAGUGCUUUCUUACUAUGGAGUGAUUCUUUUAUCCUAGGUUGUCCCUCCUGAGAAGUAGCAUUGCAGUAUAGGAGACUUCCCCUGAAAGAUGGCAACUCCAUUCACAAGAUGAAAAUAGUGAUAAACCAAAAAGAGCUUGAACGUUUCUUAAACAAGUCUCAACAUACUUAUUAAACACCCAAGCUACCUAAGAUAUUUAUCAUCCAUCAUUAAGGUUUUCCUUUUUAAAACUAGCAAAAAAAAUAUUUUUAAAUCUUCCCUAGCAUUGCACAGGCAGGUGGCAUCUACAGGAUAACUAUGUGCAUAAAACAAUGGUAGGUAGUUUUUAUAGUUGCCUAUUACUAAUUAUUUUAAAUUUUACCAUUUAAAGUUUACUCAAUCAAUAAGCAUUUAUCAAGCACUAUCUGGAUGUCCCAGGGACUGUUCUGGAGAUUAAAGAUAGAAACUCAGAAGCGGAAACAGUCCUUGCCUUCAAAAAGGGGUUAUAUUCUGUCAGGAUCUAUCAGGAUUUCCCUUUGCAUUUAGCACAGACUUUUUUUUUUUCAAAUUAACUGUGUCAAGUAGCUAUUAUGUACUCAGCAACAUGUAAAAGAAAAAUUGAUUUCAAUUAUAUGUCUCUGUUUACCCAGCAUCAGGAAAAUAGAACAAUCUUCCCAACUCCCUUUCUACCCUUCUAAGACUUUAUAAUGCAUAAAUGUGUACAAGAUGACUGAAACUAUAGACUAGGUUACUAAAUCAAUAAUUUAAAAAAAUAAAAUUAUUCAUUUCCAUUUCUUUUUACCUGGAAAAAGACUGGUCUAUGAAUGACAUAUUGUCACAAUAUUAAGUUGUAAGUGGCUAGACACACCCUUUCAAGGAAUUCCAAUCAUUGAGACAUUCUUUACUUAAAAUAAAUAAAUAAAUUCCUCAAAUCUUUACCAAAAAAAGUACUUCCCUGAUCAGUUUCUGUAAAACUAUAAUAUCAGUCUGCAAUAUACAGUGGAAAAAAGAAAAAUACAAAAGUUUUUUUUUUUUUUUCAAAUUU
Messenger RNA from Sarcophilus harrisii (Tasmanian devil), 10103 nucleotides. It is a transcript of the gene PAG1, whose product is annotated as phosphoprotein membrane anchor with glycosphingolipid microdomains 1. Bases 861 to 2147 code for a protein of 428 amino acids. Gene Ontology annotation, biological process: negative regulation of T cell activation; intracellular signal transduction. The record is from RefSeq and is a predicted model, not a curated record. Gene Ontology annotation, cellular component: plasma membrane; membrane raft. The transcript is spliced from 10 exons. Lineage: Eukaryota; Metazoa; Chordata; Mammalia; Dasyuromorphia; Dasyuridae.